Messenger RNA from Penicillium atrosanguineum, 642 nucleotides. It is a transcript of the gene ura6, whose product is annotated as uridylate kinase ura6. The record is from RefSeq and is a predicted model, not a curated record. Lineage: Eukaryota; Fungi; Ascomycota; Eurotiomycetes; Eurotiales; Aspergillaceae. Gene Ontology annotation, molecular function: ATP binding; UMP kinase activity. Gene Ontology annotation, biological process: UDP biosynthetic process; CDP biosynthetic process; 'de novo' pyrimidine nucleobase biosynthetic process. The transcript has a single exon. The coding region runs from base 1 to 642 and encodes 213 amino acids. Gene Ontology annotation, cellular component: cytoplasm; nucleus.
AUGGCCACCCAAACCCCCCGCUUCUCCACAAACGACGUGACAGUCGUCUUCUUCCUUGGCGGUCCCGGCUCAGGCAAGGGCACUCAAUCCGCAAACCUGGUCCGCGACUAUGGCUUCGUCCAUCUCUCCGCCGGCGACCUCCUCCGCGCCGAGCAAAUCCGCGAAGGAUCUCAGUACGGAAAGAUGAUCAAGGAGUACAUCACAGAGGGCAAGAUCGUGCCCAUGGAAGUGACCGUCGCUCUUCUCUCGAACGCAAUGGCCGAUAUGCUCGCCACCAGCCCUCCCCCGGCUGGUACCAAGGCGCGAUUCCUGAUUGAUGGAUUCCCGCGCAAGCUGGACCAGGCUGUCUUCUUCGAGGCCACUGUUUGUCCGUCUGAGUUGGUGCUGUUCCUGGAUUGUCCCGAGGAGGUUAUGGAGAAGCGGUUGUUGAAGCGUGGUGAGACUAGUGGACGGGAUGAUGAUAAUGCUGAGUCGAUUCGCAAGCGUUUCAGGACUUUUGUCGAGACCUCUAUGCCUGUUGUUGAUGACUUUGAGAAGAAGGGCAAGGUUGUUAAGGUUCAGGCUACUGGAUCUGUGGAUGAUGUCUUUGCGCAGGUUAAGACUGGUAUUGAGGCUCGUGGUCUGCAUCCUGUGAAGGCUUAG